Molecule: messenger RNA, 388 nt
Organism: Octodon degus (degu)
Lineage: Eukaryota; Metazoa; Chordata; Mammalia; Rodentia; Octodontidae
Product: interferon alpha-inducible protein 27-like protein 2A
Exons: 2
Coding region: 8-355 (115 amino acids)
Biological process (GO): apoptotic signaling pathway
Cellular component (GO): membrane; mitochondrion
Source: RefSeq, a predicted model, not a curated record
UGGGGAGAUGAUUGCAACCACCACCCGGCAGGGCUGCAUCCUAGAGCUGCGCGCCGGAGCCUUCGCCAUGACUACCCUGCUGGGAGCCGCCAGUGGAGGAGCUCUGGCAGUGUGCACUGUGCCUUUCGCGCUGACCACUGCGGGCUUCACCGCAACCAGGAUCGCAGUUUCCUCCGUGGCCGCGAAAAUGAUGUCAGCCGCAGCCAUUGCCAACGGGGGCGGGGUUGCGGCGGGAGGCCUGGUGGCCACCCUGCAGUCCAUUGGGGCAGCUGGACUCUCUACAUCAUCCAACAUAGUGUUGGGCUCUGUCGGGGCCGCUAUAGGGGCCUUGUUUGGGAAUUCAACUACAUCUUAAGCAGCCAGGAUAAAAUGCAUCCUGAGUUGAACC